Molecule: messenger RNA, 2412 nt
Organism: Pomacea canaliculata
Lineage: Eukaryota; Metazoa; Mollusca; Gastropoda; Architaenioglossa; Ampullariidae
Product: 43 kDa receptor-associated protein of the synapse-like
Exons: 9
Coding region: 810-2117 (435 amino acids)
Biological process (GO): chemical synaptic transmission
Molecular function (GO): acetylcholine receptor binding; protein-membrane adaptor activity
Source: RefSeq, a predicted model, not a curated record
UCCACUUCCCUCCCUAGGGACCAUGGUGUUGCUGAUGUCUAACCUUGCUCCCAAGUCGAAUGAACUUGUAUAGCACAGCUAGCACACGUUAGAGAUACCUGUCUGUCUCGUCUGUCUGUCCUCGAGUCUGUCUGCAUCAGUCAGCCUGCUCCUCCCCUUCUCUCUCUCUCCUUCGUUCGCCAGUGGCUGUUGGCUCCUUUUCUGCAUCCUCUCCCCCUGCAGGGCCCCGGCUGCUGAAGCAGGCGGCAGGCAGGCAGCGCCGCUCUCCAUAUUACACGGCGGGACGGUCGGGGAACGACAGCGGUUGAGAGUCGGUGGUGUGGUGUGGAACGGCGUGGGACACAGGGGAGGUUGUCGUCGACAUCGUUGUCAUCCGUGGGGAACAGCACGGACCGGACUCCCACCCAAAAAGGCGUGCCUUGCUUUUGCUGACCACGGCGGGAGGCAGACUUCGAACCAGUGGUCGUUUCGCUCUGCUUGUUCCAGCACUGGCUUGCAGGAUCUGGCAGAACCUGGAAGAUCCGCUUCCUACAACUCGACCCUCUAUGUACACAUCGACCAACGCACAGGCGAGCGCUCUUUGCUGAGAGAGCGACUCACAGGGGGAGUAACAGCAUCAGCAGCCAAGAAGAAGACUUUUUUCCCGCAGACGAGCGUCAACAUUUCUUCUCAAGAGCUUGGUUCUUAAAAGUAAAACUCAGUUGGCAAGGAAACCAGCCUGUCACCUCCCUGAUUGUCCACAAAGAGUUCGGAACCUUAUGGUUCAGGGCUGAGCGAUCCCAGCAGACGACAGCUGUAGAGGACGAGGCAUGGGUCAACGUCUGGCCAGACGAGAGCGCGAGAGAGGAGCGAGGCUGUACCACCAGCAGCGGGCGGAGGAGGCUGUGGAGAAGUGGAACCAUUCCUUGACGAGGCUCCGCGACCCUCGCGACAAAUUUACGGUAAAUGGUGAUCUUUGUCGAGCACUGUGUGAACUAGGCAAGUUUCGCGAAGCACUGGAGCACGCCGGCCAGCAGUGCGGACUGGCAGCCGACAUCGAAGACCCGGCGAUGACCGCCGAGGCCUACCUCAACAUGGCGGUGUGCAACCUGCGGUCCUGCGAGUUCUCCAAGGCAGUGUCGUACUGCAGGUCUGCCAUGCAGGCUCAGCCAGAAGGAAACCCACUUUUAGGGUCCUUGCACCUGUGUCUUGGCGACGCUUUCUUGGGUCUCAGCGAGUUCCAGAAGGCGUGGAACAACUACUCGCGCGCGCAGGCCCUUGCGCAAAGCACGUCGGACCGGGUGCUAGCCAUGCACGUCCAGGCCAGCAUGUCGGCCGUGUACACCGCCCUCAACGACCACGACUCGGCCAUCAGCUGCUGCACGACGGCCCAACAGCUCGCCGACGAGGUCAGCAGGGCGCGGCCAUCACCGGAAGUCGCAGGGGCCGUGGCGCGCUUCCGCCGUCGCCUGGCAACGGUCAUCGCGCAUCCUUACCGCAAGAUCGGCCGGUACAACGAGGCCAUGGACUAUUGCGAGGACGCCAUGAAGGUGGCGCUGCUCCGGGGGGACCGCCCGGUACAAGCCGAGUGCCUUUUCAUCUUCGCCGACAUCCACAGAAAGCGAUGUGAUUUCGAGCGCGCGAGGCCUCGCUAUGAAUCUGCACACAGCAUCAUGACGGAAACGGGUGAGAGGCUUGGACAAGCACGUGUACUAGGAGGUCUCGCCAAAGUUGCCUCGUCACUUGGUCAACCAGACAAGGCAAUCGAGCUCAACGAAAAGGCCCUGGCGAUAGCACAGAAGAUAGGAAACAAGCUCGAAAUGUUGCGCUGCCACGCGCGGCUACAAGUGUUGUAUGACGUCACUGGCGACGCGUCGCUGUCCCACCGUCACGGCAGCGUGGUGCGGCAGCUGUGCGACGAGAUGGACCUGUUCUGCGGGGUCUGCGACGACAUUCUGGGCACCACGCCGGAGAACGUGGAGCCGCUCACGUGCGGACAUUUCAUCCAUGCAAGGUGUGUCAUGCACCUGGCGCGCUCCACUCUGGGGCGAUCCGGCCGGCCCAGGCCCUGCCCUGCAUGUCGUCGACGCGCCUCGGCCAAUCCGCUGCUUCCCUCUGACGUCAUGGCGCUGACGUAGCAGCGCGCCCUUGGCACGCCACCCAGCGGCGACGUCCAACAACCUGUGUAGUGUCCCCGACCGACCGCUGAUUUUUCGACACGACCCGCAUCUCCCUGUAAAUGUUGAUCAUCCUUAACUUUCGCAGUGUGAAUAAACGACUCAUCGUCAUAGCUUAUCACACGCUCAUCGUAGGAAGCAUCACGUCUGGCCUCAUCGACUCCUUUGUACUUCUAACCUUUCUUGACUCACCCCGUCUCAUUCUCCUACCCAGCACCCGUCCCCGAGAGCUUGAGAGGUUUUUUUUUUUGUUUUU